Molecule: messenger RNA, 2176 nt
Organism: Copidosoma floridanum
Lineage: Eukaryota; Metazoa; Arthropoda; Insecta; Hymenoptera; Encyrtidae
Biological process (GO): actin filament polymerization
Cellular component (GO): cytoplasm; actin cytoskeleton
Molecular function (GO): protein binding
Source: RefSeq, a predicted model, not a curated record
UUGGAUUCUCUGAAGGGGGUUGGUUGUAAAUACUCAUCUAUUUACAGAUUUUACGUUCGCAGAGUGCACGACAAGACUCCAUCGAGGGAGUGCGUUGUCCAGGAGGUCGGUCGGGUAUAUUCUUAUCAAAAAAAGACGCGGACGAAGCGCGUGCGUGCGGGCUGGGAGCGCUGAGAGGAUCAUCAGUCAGUUUUCUUGCUUCUUCAUCCAGAGGAGGAAAUGUUGGGAGCACGAGGGUGCGUGGCGAGCUAUGCGCUCUGCUUCCUCGUGAUCCAGGUGAAGCUCUCGAACUCACGCACCUCGUGGCGCCUCAACGCCGACAAGGUCGUCAAGAUAAGCGCCCCACAGGACACAGCAUCCAUGCAACCGAUCCCGGAGGAUGAUCCGAUAUUGGAUAUACUCACGGGCAGCACGAGCCUCGACAAUGGCCAGGGAUGGAGUAGGUCGGCUGCCCCAAGUUCUACCACCGUGGACAAGUUGCAGGUCUACUGUAACGAGUGCAAGGGAUACGUCAAUUCUGGUGUACAGGACAGACGUUUCCCCGCGUACGGCUCGACGAACGUAACUGAGCAGAACUUCGGCCUGGGUGUUGCCGCCUCUAGCAACCAGCAGCACAGCCAUCACCUGAGCUGUGGCCCGACCGCCCUUUCGUGCGACGAUAUUGUCCUCGACUGUGGCAAACCAGUGAACUUCACCUACUAUGACAAUCUGCUGGGCAUUUCGAAUCGCAAUAAGCAUCCGCUCGUGCCCGAGCCAGAUGUAGCGUACAUGUUUCUCAAGCCCGAGGAAAAGCUCGCCGACUUUGAUAUUGACCUUCUAGAGCGGCGGCUCAAGAAGGCCAAGAGAGAGAAGCCCAAGUCUGUGCAGAUAUACAAUCAGAUCGGCAAUUUCUGGCGCAUCAAAGGCAACGCGCUGAGAUCUAUCGAGUGCUUCCGACGGGCGCUCGCAGUUUCGCCGCACAAUGCUGAGGUUUUGCUGAAUCUCGCCCGUGUUCUCAUGGUGCUCGAAUACCUGGACGACGCUACUCACUUGGCGAGACGCUCGCUCGAACUCCAGCCGCCCGACCGUAGCGCCUGGGAACAGUACCUUACCCUCGGUCAAAUAUACAAGGCUUACGGGCAUUUUCAAGAGUCAGCUGCCCAUUUGCGCCAAGCGCUUGAUCUAAAGCCAGGUCAGGAGGAGGUGGUAAAGGCUCUGAAAGAGGUCGAGACUCUUCCGAUAGCGAGUAUACACGUGUGGACGCUCGUCAUCAUUGUACUCUUGAUACUUUUAGCGCUGUUGCUCGUGCUAAGCAGCAUCGACGCAGACGAUCCAGUAUUGAGUUCGGAGCAGACCCAGAGGCCUGCCCAGCGUCAUUUCAACCGCGCGAUGGCGAUGCGCAGCUUGCGGCUUAAUGUAUCGCGCAACGGAAAGCGCUGUUAAAAAACUUGAGUAUGAGCUCGUGAUUAUGAUAAGAUAAAAAAAUAAGCUCCCUUCUCCGCCCUUUGUGAUAUUACAAUACCUAGAAAGACCGAUCUGACGAGUUCUACUGUGUUUAUUAUUUUUAUUUUUAUUUCUUCGUAUGAGACAAAAAAAUAAAAAAAAUAAAAAAGUUGUUUUCCUUUAAACGUAAAAAAAAUCGGUGACACUGAUGUCACUGACCCGUGUGAUUUAUGAUAUACGUGAUAACAAUGGAAAAAAAAGCAGUGUACAGUAGAGAUUUUUAUCGUGCGUCUUUCGUCUUUUUUUUCUUUUUUCUUCUAUAGUACUUACCUUUGAACGCCAAAGAUUUGAGGUCCUGUUGUUGUUGUCAUCGUCGUCGUUGCUCAGCAAUAAUCUUUGUAGUUUUAACCUGAAGUAAAAGAUGACAACAAGAAGCGACGAAAUCGAUGUGAUACUGAUAAAAAAAAAAAAUAAAAAAAAAGAAGGAAAAUAAAUAAACAUUUUGGAAGACCAAUUGCUAAGCAAUAAAAAAUAAUAAUCUGUUGUUUUCAUCAUUGGUUGACAAUAUAUUGAUUAGCAAUAAUAAUUUUAGAACUGCUUCUGAAAAUUUACGAGUUUAAAACUCGAAUUGUGACAGACGUGUUGAUAAAUUUUCAAGUAACUUGUGUAAAUUUUGAAAGCUGAUCAAGAACACAUUUAUAAUACAGAUUAAUCAUCUCAAGUUUUGUUGAACGAAUAAAUUAAUGAAUGGUUA